Trichosporon asahii var. asahii CBS 2479 is the source of this 414-nucleotide messenger RNA. RefSeq lists its product as uncharacterized. Lineage: Eukaryota; Fungi; Basidiomycota; Tremellomycetes; Trichosporonales; Trichosporonaceae. The transcript has 3 exons. The record is from RefSeq and is a predicted model, not a curated record. Bases 1 to 414 code for a protein of 137 amino acids.
AUGCGCGCCGAAUUCGAGCGACCGCUUGGUCUUCUCCGAGAUUUCGAGAAGGCGGCGAUCGAACCUUGUCAACAUUACAACGGCAAUAUGGCGCGAUCAGGACUACAGAAGGAAGUGCUCAAGAUGUACAAGGCUGGUGUUAAGAAUGCCAUGUCGAAGUCGAAGGAGGAGCGACCGAACUUCCUCCUCCAGCUGCGGUACACCUUCCACAACCCGCCAUUGACGUCCCGUGACUACGCUGCAAUCGAGCACAAGCUGCGGAGAUUCAGCUACCAGCUCGAGAUGCUGCAGGACCCGAGCGUCAAGAAGAUGCACGUUAACCAGGACAUGCAGGAUUGGUGGGCGAACGAAGUUGCCAAAGCAAAGGCGCGGGCAGCGAAGGCGGCGCUUGAGAAGGCCAACACAUCCUCAUAG